ACCGCGCGUUAAAACCGGAAAUUACGUUCUGGUUUUCUUUGCAGCGCUUUGACGUGAUUAAGCACGUUAGCAAUGUCGGGUAUGGAGGAUAUGUCUAACGAUUUUGGAACAUUUAAAGACGACAGUGCGUUUAAUGUCGAGGCUGGAGACCAUGGCGAAGAUGGCUUUGUUUUGGACCCGACGCGAUAUAUGUUUUACAGAGACAGAAAGGAGUGGGCUGACUUGGAGCCUGUUCCUCAGGAUGAUGGACCAAACCCUGUGGUCAAGAUCGCUUAUUCGGAAAAGUUCUCCGAUGUUUUUGACUAUUUCCGUGCCCUUCUAAAGCAUGAUGAAAAGAGCGAGCGAGCCUUCGCCUUGACAGCAGACGCCAUUGAGUUGAAUGCUGCUAAUUACACCGUGUGGCACUACAGGCGGGUAUUGCUACAAGCUCUGGCAAAAGACCUGAGUGAAGAAAUGAGGUACAUUACAGCCAUCAUUGAGGAUCAACCUAAAAACUACCAAGUGUGGCAUCAUAGACGUAUCGUGGUAGAGUGGUUGAACGACCCUUCAGAAGAGCUGGAGUUCAUUGCAGACAUCCUCAGCCAAGACGCAAAGAACUACCAUGCCUGGCAACACAGACAGUGGGUCAUCCAGGAAUACAAACUAUGGGACAAUGAGCUGGAGUUUGUAGAGAAUCUCCUGGAAGAAGAUGUGAGGAAUAAUUCUGCCUGGAAUCAGCGGCAUUUUGUCAUCUCAAUCACUACAGGCUUCUCUGAUCAAGCUGUUCUGGAGAGAGAGAUCCAGUACUGUCUGACCCAGAUCAAAAAGGCCUCCCACAAUGAAAGUGCAUGGAACUAUUUGAAAGGGAUGCUGCAGGACAAAGGUCUGUCGUCUCAGCCUGGCCUGCUGGAGAAAAUCCUGGAGCUGAAGGAGACCCGAUGUUCCUCGUACCUUCUUGCCUUCCUCUUUGAUUGCUACGAAGACGCCUUGGAGAAUAGCAGUCAAAAAGAAAGCGCAGAGGAAGAGCGGAUAGAAACCUUAAAACAAGCUCUAGAAAUUUGUCACCUUUUAGCCCAGGAGAAGGAUAGCAUCCGUAAGGAGUAUUGGCUGUUUUUGGGACGUUCUUUAAAGAGCAAAUAUGGAUCCAGUGGGCCCAGAACAGGUGACGCCGAACCUCCAUCUCCAGCGGCGGACAAGUAGGAAAUGAACUAGAUGCACCUAGUUCACCCCACUCCCACAAAACUGGUUUGAUGAACUUAUUGCUGUAAACUGCAAUUUUGUGUAUUGCACAAUAGGCAUGUCGCUACGAGUGGCGAUGCAGUGAAGGAAAUGAGAGUGUUAUGUCAAGGCCUUCUUUCAAAAACAGGACAAAAAUCACUUCUGGGCCAUUAGGUUUCAUCUCGCAGCAUAUUUGUAUCUAUUAUAUUGCUCUCUAAUAGGCCUGGCCUAAUAAUAAAAUCUGAA
Messenger RNA from Entelurus aequoreus (snake pipefish), 1443 nucleotides. It is a transcript of the gene fnta, whose product is annotated as farnesyltransferase, CAAX box, alpha. The coding region runs from base 73 to 1179 and encodes 368 amino acids. The record is from RefSeq and is a predicted model, not a curated record. Gene Ontology annotation, molecular function: CAAX-protein geranylgeranyltransferase activity; protein farnesyltransferase activity. NCBI's taxonomy places the organism in Eukaryota, Metazoa, Chordata, Actinopteri, Syngnathiformes, Syngnathidae. The transcript is spliced from 9 exons. Gene Ontology annotation, biological process: protein geranylgeranylation; protein farnesylation. Gene Ontology annotation, cellular component: cytoplasm; CAAX-protein geranylgeranyltransferase complex; protein farnesyltransferase complex.